Messenger RNA from Colletotrichum karsti, 1224 nucleotides. RefSeq lists its product as uncharacterized. Bases 1 to 1224 code for a protein of 407 amino acids. The transcript is spliced from 2 exons. Gene Ontology annotation, biological process: proteolysis. Lineage: Eukaryota; Fungi; Ascomycota; Sordariomycetes; Glomerellales; Glomerellaceae. The record is from RefSeq and is a predicted model, not a curated record. Gene Ontology annotation, molecular function: aspartic-type endopeptidase activity.
AUGACUCUCAUCACGGCUCUCACCGCCGGCCUGGCUCUGGCUUCCACCGCCGCCGGUCUCCCCGCGGCCAACGCCAACGACAAGCGAUUCAGCGUCGAGCAGAUCCGCAACCCUCGCUACGUCCGCAACGGCCCUCUUGCCCUGGCCAAGGCCUACCGCAAGUACGGCGCUCCUCUCCCUGAGGAUCUCUCCAAGGUCAUCGCCAACAUCACCUCCACCGGCGCUACCAAGCGUGCCACCGGCAGCGUGGCCGCCACGCCCCAGGACUACGACGUUGAGUACCUCAGCCCCGUCCAGAUCGGCACCCCGGCCCAGACCCUCACCCUCGACUUCGACACCGGAUCUUCCGAUCUCUGGGUCUUCUCCACCUCCACCCCGUCCAGCCAGCGCAACGGCCAGACCGUCUACGACCCCAGCAAGAGCAGCACCGCUUCCCGCCUCACCGGUGCCACCUGGUCCAUCUCCUACGGUGAUGGCUCCAGCUCCAGCGGUAUCGUCUACAAGGACACCGUCUCCGUCGGCGGUCUGUCCGUCACCGGCCAGGCCGUCGAGGCUGCCUCCAAGGUCUCCAGCUCCUUCAGCGAGGAGAGCGACCUGGACGGUCUCCUUGGACUUGGCUUCAGCUCCAUCAACACCGUCUCCCCUACCCAGCAGAAGACCUUCUUCGAGACUGCCAAGUCCAAGCUCGAUGCUUACCUCUUCACCGCCGACCUGAAGCACAACACUCCCGGCAAGUACAACUUCGGUUAUAUCGACACCGCUGCCUACACCGGCGCCAUCACCUAUGUCUCCAUCGACAACUCCGGUGGCUGGUGGCAGUUCACCUCCUCCGGCUACUCUGUCGGCUCCGCCACUUUCACCUCUACCUCCCUCAACGGCAUCGCUGACACCGGAACCACCCUCCUCCUCCUCCCCCAGUCCGUCGUCACCGCCUACUACAAGGGCAUCACCGGCGCCAAGUACGACUCUUCUCAGGGUGGCUACACCUUCCCCUGCUCCGCCACCGUUCCCUCCUUCACCUUCGGUGUCGGCAGCGCCCGCGUCACCAUCCCCGCCAGCUACAUGAACUACGCCCCCGUCAGCACCAGCACCUGCUUCGGUGGUCUCCAGAGCAGCUCCGGCAUCGGUGUGAACAUCUUCGGCGACGUCGCGCUCAAGGCUGCCUUCGUCGUCUUUGACGGUGCUUCCAACCGCCUUGGUUGGGCCAAGAAGACCCUCAACUAA